AUGUCAUACCAACAAGCAUCCUUAGGUGCUGUAACAAUAACGCUGAUGCUGCUGGCACCAACAGAAACCAACGCAGACAGUCAAAGCACCAAAGCGGCGGAAGCAGCAAACACACCAUGCAAGGCGGUUCUAUUCAUGGAGAAGCUGGCAGCAAGCCUGCAGACUAAGCUGGCAGCCGAAAUGGAAAAAGCCAAAGCCCGAACAGAUGAAGCAGCAGAACUAGCCGUCGCUGCAGCAGCAGCAGAACAAGACAAUAAGAGACUUGGAUACAACAUCUUGCGGGCGAUCGCCCUGCAGGCACAGGCGAAACAAAUGGCACAAUUAAAACAACUUGAUGCAGUAUACGCCCCGGCAGUGACACAGUUAGUCAAUUUAUCAACAAGACUUAGACAAGCGGCAAUGGCGAACAAGCGAAUCAUAAGCAGCCGCGGCACACCGACGCACGGCGCGGCGCCGGCAAACGGCGCGACUAAUGCUGACGCAAGCUGCAAAUACGCAGGCUGGACACAAACACUGGGCGACAUUAACUGCAAAGAGGAAACGGAGCUUACAGGUGACUUGGCCACAGCCAACAUACAGGCGGAAGGCCUUACGAAAAUCCCGUACCCGAACACAGCCUUUCUAAAUUCACUAGCUGCCGAUAUCACUGCGUUCAGCAAAGGCACGCCAACAAACGCGAACACGGGCAGCCAAACAUGGGUUUGCUCGAGCGGUGCCGACGCAGCAGUGGGUACAAUCGGCCAGAGCCAUGCGAUUGGCACAUUAGUGCAGCCAACAGCGGUAGAACACGGCUUAACAGCAAUAGAAAUAACAGGGGCGAACAAAGAAAAAAAUUGUAAGGGACCAGAGCAAGGGACAAGCACAGAGGAAAGGGCGAAGGCAGUAUUUCUGUCAGCAAUUUGCAAUCUCGCGGCGGUAGCAACUGAGUCAAUUGGCUCAGCACUAGCAACGACGACAACAGGCCUUAAAAGCGGAGCACAAGCGGCGACAAUCGUUAAAGCAGCCAUGCAAGGAGCAGGCCUGCUGUCUAGCGACGCAAAUAACGUCGACAAGGCGGCCCUGGAAAAGUUUAUAAGUUCAACUUUCGGCCCAAGCGACAAAGCAGUAGAAGAUGACUUCAUCGCACCCCUCGACAAAGUCAAACUCAACUAUAUCGCCAACAACAAAGAGACAACUGAAACGCCAACGGCCAUCGCACAAGGGAAGAACGUUGCUGUCGCUUUAGCUUUUUUCUCAGGUAAAGCUUUAAAAACAGGCGCAAUAAAGAAUACAAAGCCCGAUAUAGGAAGCAAACCAACAGAAAAAUGCAAGCCAGACACAAAAGAAAAUGAGUACAAAAAGGACGAAGACUGCGAACACAAAGAUGGAAAAUGCAAACUUAAAGAGGGUGUAAAAGUGGAGAAUGAUGGGAAGACAAACACCACAGCAAGAAAUUCUUUUGUCAUUAAUAAGGCCCCUCUUUUGCUUGCAGUUUUGCUUCUAUAA
Messenger RNA from Trypanosoma brucei brucei TREU927, 1485 nucleotides. RefSeq names its product variant surface glycoprotein. The record is from RefSeq and is a predicted model, not a curated record. The transcript has a single exon. NCBI's taxonomy places the organism in Eukaryota, Euglenozoa, Kinetoplastea, Trypanosomatida, Trypanosomatidae. The coding region runs from base 1 to 1485 and encodes 494 amino acids.